AUGGCCAUGGAAAUGUAUUUGGAUUUCCAUUCGAAUCUUGUGUUUAUAAUGAUCGCUGCGCUGGGAACUAUCGCGUGUGUGUCCAUCAGGCGGUUCUUUAUCCGCUGUCAGUUUACACGCAGCCACGGUUGCCAAACGGUCGCGAGAUCCUUUAAUAAGGAUCCUUUCUUGGGACUUGAUACAAUACCCGGGACUAUCCGCGCUCUUAGACAGCACAGAAUUCUUGAAAAAAGUUGCGAGCACUUCCGUGUCUACGGUAACACGUUUACAGCAAAGGAGCUGCAAAGAUGUGCAAUAUUAACCAUAGAGCCGGAAAACAUCAAGACAAUCCUGUCACUUAAAUUCAAGGAUUACGGCAUUAGCCACCGCCUUAAACCGUUUAAACCAUUGUUGGGGGAGGGGAUCUUUGACACCGACGGCGACCACUGGGCCUCAUCGCGCGCCCUUAUCCGGCCCAGCUUUACCCGUGACCAAGUAGCCGACUUGACUUCGUUUGAGAAUUUAAUUCAGGACCUCUUCUCACUACUCCCGCGUGACGGAAAGACAGUUGUGGACUUGCAGGAUCUCUUUUUCCGCUACACUAUUGAUUCUGCGACCGAGUUCUUGUUUGGACAAUCAAUUAGUACUUUGAAGAAGACUCAAUCAGAGCUUGGUUUUGCCCAAGCAUUUCAUUAUGCCCAGAAGGCUAUUAUAACACGAGACACGUUGGGCCCAUUGAACAUGUUCUACUAUAAUCAGAAGGCCGACGAGUGCAAUCGCAUCUGCAGGGAGUUUGUCCACCGUUUUGUCGAGGAAGCAUUCCACGCAGUCGAGAUUAAAGAGAAAGACAAAGAAGAACAAGAAACUAGGACGAAGCGCCAGAAGCAUAUAUUUUCACAUGAGUUGGCAUCACGGACAUCUGAUAAGCACCGCGUUCUGGAUGAGCUAAUAAAUAUUUUGUUAGCUGGUCGUGAUACUACUGCUAGUCUGCUCAGCAAUUUGUUCUUCGUGCUGGCUAAGAAUCCAGCAAUUUGGGACAAGUUACGUAGAGAAGUAGCUAGUUUGCAGGGUCGGGCACCAACUUAUGAGGAGCUUCGCAACCUUAGAUAUGUCCAGUGCUGUAUAAAUGAAUCUUUACGUUUACAUCCAGUUGUACCACGCAAUGAACGCGAGGCAGUACGAGAUACUAUCCUACCACUCGGGGGAGGCAAGGAUGGUCUCUCACCAGUCUUCGUGCCUAAAGACGCAGAAGAAUUCCGUCCAGAGCGCUGGGAGGAUGGAAAACUGCGGCCACGCUGGGGAUAUCUACCCUUUAAUGGCGGCCCACGCAUCUGCAUAGGCCAGCGAUAUGCUUUGACCGAAGUUAGCUAUGUAAUUGUCCGGAUGGCCCAGGAGUUCCGAAACUUGGAGAGUCGAGAUACAGGACCAUGGGAGGAAUCGCUGACCUUGACCCUGUCCUCCCGGAACGGAACAAAUGUGUGUCUCACUCCUGCUUGA
This is a messenger RNA of Aspergillus tanneri, 1476 nucleotides long. Its product is annotated as cytochrome P450. The transcript is spliced from 3 exons. Lineage: Eukaryota; Fungi; Ascomycota; Eurotiomycetes; Eurotiales; Aspergillaceae. Gene Ontology annotation, molecular function: iron ion binding; heme binding; oxidoreductase activity, acting on paired donors, with incorporation or reduction of molecular oxygen, reduced flavin or flavoprotein as one donor, and incorporation of one atom of oxygen. Bases 1 to 1476 code for a protein of 491 amino acids. The record is from RefSeq and is a predicted model, not a curated record.